Molecule: messenger RNA, 903 nt
Organism: Suillus subalutaceus
Lineage: Eukaryota; Fungi; Basidiomycota; Agaricomycetes; Boletales; Suillaceae
Exons: 5
Coding region: 1-903 (300 amino acids)
Source: RefSeq, a predicted model, not a curated record
AUGACAGAUGCACUGGCAGCAGUCACGAAUGAGUCACAAGGUACAUGUCCACAAGAUCUUGGAACAGAUUUAGCUCAUUCUAAUUUGCAACAGAGUAACAAGCCAAAAUCAUUCAAUCUAGUCCCAAUGGUGCGCAGCCCUAAGAAACGCCAGUCACAUCCAAAACCUGCCCCAUACAAGCGGAAACCAAAGACACCUCACCAGAAAGAUGGUCCUGCAACAUCUACAAAGCAUUCCGAUACUAGCGAACGCAAGAAUCUUACCUUGAAUGACUGGCUGAUGGUGUUUGCAUACAUCAAUGAACAUCCAGACUUACCCCAAGAUCGUAUUGUUCAGCAUUUCAAGACACGAAAAGAGGGGGUGCUUGAAUUCACCCAGGCAACCCUAUCACGAAAAUUAAAGGACCGCACGCACCUUGAGCAAUGUAUUGAAUCAUACCCCAGCGCUCUCUCGAGUAAACGGCCGCUUGUCGUUACCCGCCCUGAUGUUGAAGAAGCACUUAAGGGUGAGAGUUACACUGGAGCAAUGCUCUGGGAGAAGCGGCGGAAGCUCGAAGAGAAGUUUGGCGUUCCAGAAACAGAACGGCUAAUUGGUGAUGGCUGGAUAGCCCCUUUCUGCAAAGCAUACAAUAUCAAAGAAUACCGGCGUCAUGGUGAGGCCAGAUCAGUGGAUAUAGAAGCAGUGAAACACGAAUGGUUGCAAGUGGGACGUCUCCUAUCAACUUUCCCAGUGCGAGACCACUGGAACUUUGAUGAAUCAAGUCUGUUUGCAAUGGCACCUCCUGAUCGUGGCCUUGCUACACAUCAAAUGAGUGGGAAGAAAAAAGAGAAAUUUAGGGUGAUCCUUGGUUUUGCUACAAAUGCAGAUGGAAGCAAGAAGCUUCCACUUUUCUUCAUUGGUUAG